GAAGUCUGGCUUGAAGAGAGGAAGGGGAUGGAUGAGCCAAAUCCUGCAAGUCUGCAGCUGGAACAAGGAACACCCAUAACUGAGGGGCCAACAUGGAAAGAAGGCAACGAGCUUCUAGUUCAAAGGAUGCAGCAGCGCUGGGAAACCCAAUGGCAGGAGUUCCUGAAGACCCUCCAGUCACCUUCCUCGGCAUGGGGAAGCCUUCCAGCAGCAGAGGAAAUACCGUGGGAUGAAACCAAGGCCUUCCUGGCCUCCUUCGAGCAAGUGGCCAAAGCCUGUCAGUGGCCAAAGGAAGAGUGGGCGGCCCGGCUGUUGCCCGCAUUGAGCGGAGAAGCAGAGCAGGCCUAUCGGAGCCUGGAAGCCGGGGACACAGAGGACUAUGAGAAAGUGAGGGCGGCCAUCUUGAGAGCGGAGGCCCUGAGAACAGAGCUGCAUCGCCAGCAUUUUCGGCAGUUCUUCUGCCAAGAGGUGGAGGAUCCACGAAGGGUUUACAGCCAAGUCCAGGAGCUUUGCAGUCGGUGGCUGAAACCGGAGAGAUGCAGCAAGGAGCAGAUCCUGGAGCUACUGGUCCUGGAGCAAUUCCUGGCCAGUCUUCCCGAAGACCUGCAAGGAUGGGUCCGAGGCGCAGGGCCGGAGACCUGUUCCCAGGCUGUGACCCUGGCAGAGGACUUCCUCCUCAAGAGGCAGCAAGAGGUUGAUUCCGCCAAGUGGCAGGGACCAUCGCAGGAUGUGUAUGUUGAUUCCUUGGAGUCAGAAGGGAAGUCGGCAGAUGUUGCUCAGGGACAGAUUUAUGAAGAAGCCCAGCCGGUGAAAUAUGCCGCGAUCCCUUUGCUAGGUGGUGGAAUCAAAGGCCCAAGUCCUUCCGUUUCUGUGUUUCCUCCUGAAGGACAAGUUAAGACAGAAGCUGGGCUGGAUGAGGGUCUGCUGGACUGCAAAGACACAGGCGUCUCUUUGCACAGGGUUGAGCGGACGCUGUCCCAGCCGGGCCAACAGACCAUCUUCUGGCAAGUCCUGCAGGAGGAGGGCGGAAACGCCCAGCUGUUUGGUGAGGGGAAGCCAACUUCUCUCAAGGUGGAGGCGUCUCAGCAUGGAGGGGGUGAACUGGAGGAGAGGCCCGAGGCAGUGCCACUCGUAAACCAAGGAGAUGGAUUGUUGACGGAGGAGACAUGUGGACAAAGAAGUGAUGAAAUGGAGUGUUGGAAUGAGAUGAAGAUACCAAUGGAGUCAUUGCCAGCAGAAGUGUCUCAGAGGGGUUUCCCUAUGGCAUCCAACAUUCAGAAGAGGAGACACCAGCUUAGAGGUCAGGAGUCGAAGAAUUUAGUGGAGAUGGAGAGGAAACACACCAAAGGCCUUAUAGAUGACGACAACAAGGCCUCCACAGACAUGGAGAAGUCCUUGUUCUCCAAGUAUGGAAGAAAAAACCACAAUGUGCCAGAUGAGUUUGCUGAUCUGAACUCAAGAAAGAAAGAUGCUGAAGAUGGAGAAGGAAGCAAGAACCACGGACAGACUUUGCAGAGAUCUCAACAUUUUCCUACAGGAAGGAAACUGCAUAAAUGUGCUACUAGUGAGAAUGACUUCAAAUCUAGAGCACACCUGGCAAUCCACCAGCAAAGUUACACUGGACAAAAGCCAUAUCAAUGUUCUCAGUGCGAGAAAUGCUUCAGCCAGAAAGAGAAGCUGGUGAGGCACCAGAUAAGCCAUACUGGGGUGAAACCCUAUAAAUGCGCUCAGUGUGGCAAGUGCUUCACCCAGAGAGUCAGCUUGAUGAGGCACCAAAGGAUUCAUACUGGAGAGAAACCCCAUAAAUGCUCUCAGUGUGGCAAGUGUUUCACUCGGAGUUCUAGCUUGAAGGUCCAUCAAAGAAUUCAUACUGGAGAGAAACCCUAUCAAUGCUCUCAGUGUGGCAAGAGUUUUGCUGACAAAAGGACCUCGAAGAAGCAUCAAAGAAUUCAUACAGGAGAGAAACCCUAUAAAUGCUCUCAGUGUGGCAAGAGUUUUGCUGACAGACAGAACUUGAAGACGCAUCAAAGAAUUCAUACAGGUGAGAAACCCUAUAAAUGCUGGCAGUGUGACAAGUGUUUUACUCGAAGUACUAGCUUGAGGGACCAUCAAAGAAUUCAUACUGGAGAGAAACCCUAUAAAUGCUGUCAGUGUGGCAAGAGUUUUACUGAAAGAAAGACCCUGAAGAUUCAUCAAAUCAUUCAUGCCGGAGAGAAACUCUAGAAAUUAUUGUACUGCACCUGAAACACCACACCAGCUUGGUAAAAUCAGCAACCAGUUUAUUGUAGAAUAUAUGUUGGAAAGCAGUAAAAAAUAGUAAAACAGUAAAAAUCCAAAAUCCAAGAAAAUCCAGGAACUUAGAAGUAAACCAGGUCAAUUAGUACAUAGAAAUCUAUGAAGCCACAAACUUGAAACCAUGAAACAAAACAGCAGGAACUCUCAGUCAAAAAAUUAAACUUGGCAACAACUAGAUACAUAAAACAUAGAGCACUCGAAAACAAAACCAGCAUGAAUUAACAACAUUGACUCGGCUAAGGCAUUAGUCUCCCAUAAAUCAUUAUAAACACUUUCCAAAGGCCGAAACCACCAGGAAAGCAUUCUUUCUCAUUCUCCCACUAAAUAAGGGUUUAUUCUCUUUCAUUUGCUGUAAAUGAGCAGAGUGCCUGAGAUUCUGAAAGUUUUGCCUCUGUUUACUAAACUUUGCUUUCUGUCCAAGGUUUCACUAUCUUCUCCUUCUGCACCUGACACAAGAAUCUCAGCAUCAUUUUCAGGCUGCUGCUCUGAGAAAAGCGGUGAAAGGUCUUUCCCAGAAAUGUGUCCUUGCUUGGACCUCUCUUCUGAACUUAACUCCGGCCUGGGCAAACCCUCACCAUCAGUAACAUUAUCCCCAUUCCCAAUCUACAUAAUCAACAUGAACAUCAUUCCCAACAUGAACAUCAUCAUGAGUAUCAUUCCCAUCAUGAGCAUCAGACGCAAUCACAGGCUGGUGAACAAGUUGACAUACAACAUAAAUGCUCUCAGUGUGGCAAAUGUUUCAUUCAGAGAUCU
Messenger RNA from Anolis sagrei ordinatus, 3048 nucleotides. The record is from RefSeq and is a predicted model, not a curated record. Lineage: Eukaryota; Metazoa; Chordata; Lepidosauria; Squamata; Anolidae.